Molecule: messenger RNA, 1993 nt
Organism: Ipomoea triloba (trilobed morning glory)
Lineage: Eukaryota; Viridiplantae; Streptophyta; Magnoliopsida; Solanales; Convolvulaceae
Product: 3-phosphoshikimate 1-carboxyvinyltransferase 2
Exons: 8
Coding region: 194-1762 (522 amino acids)
Biological process (GO): chorismate biosynthetic process; aromatic amino acid biosynthetic process
Molecular function (GO): 3-phosphoshikimate 1-carboxyvinyltransferase activity
Source: RefSeq, a predicted model, not a curated record
AUUCAAGAAGUUAGUGAGAUUGGGACGAGCCCAACCAGAAGUGGGUUGUUGAGAAAGAAAAAUUGAUCGUGACGACCACUGGGAUUGUACUAAUACAAGUUCUUGUCGCCACGCCACUCUCCGAUUCACCCCUUUCAAUCUACCCAUUACCAAAUUCAAUUGAAAGGUCUCGAGCUCUGAGAAGUGGGAGAAUAUGGCGCAAGUGAACAGCAUGAUGCAAUUGCAGGGUCUGCGUUUGAAUCCCAGAAAUCUGUCUAAACCUCAAACCCCUCUUUCUUCGCAUUCCCUUUUGUUGGGGUCGAGCAGCCUGAAGAAUUCAUCUGUUUCUGUUAAGUUCUUGAAGAGUAAUAAAGAUUCGAUUUUUACUGCCACCCGGUCGCCGUUACAGGUCCGGGCAUCGGUGGCCACCGCCAAAAAGCCAUCGAAGGCGCCGGAGGAGAUUGUGCUGCAGCCCAUCCAAGAGAUCUCCGGUACCGUCAAGUUGCCCGGCUCUAAAUCCCUCUCCAAUCGCAUUCUCCUCCUUGCUGCUCUUUCCCAGGGAACAACUGUGGUAGACAAUUUACUAAGCAGUGAUGAUAUUCAUUAUAUGCUCGGUGCAUUGAGAACGCUUGGUCUUCGAGUUGAAGAAGAUAAUGCAAUCCAGCGAGCAACUGUAGAAGGUUCGGGUGGUCUCUUCCCUGCCAGUAAGGAAUCCUCGGAUGAAAUUCAACUUUUCCUCGGAAAUGCUGGAACAGCAAUGCGACCAUUGACUGCUGCAGUUAUUGCUGCCGGUGGAAAUGCAAGAUACGUACUUGAUGGCGUUCCUAGGAUGAGAGAGAGACCAAUUGGUGAUCUUGUUGAAGGUCUAAAGCAGCUUGGAGCAGAUGUUGAUUGUUUCCUUGGGACAAACUGUCCCCCAGUUCGUGUAAUUGGAAAGGGUGGCCUUCCAGGAGGAAAGGUGAAACUCUCAGGAUCAGUUAGCAGCCAAUAUUUGACUGCUUUGCUUAUGGCUGCUCCCCUAGCUUUAGGAGAUGUGGAAAUUGAAAUCGUUGAUAAACUAAUUUCUGUUCCUUACGUUGAAAUGACUAUUAAGUUGAUGGAGCGGUUUGGGGUCAGUGUAGAGCAUAGUGAUAGCUGGGACAGGUUCUUGAUCCGGGGAGGUCAGAAAUAUAAGUCUCCUGGUAAGGCUUUCGUGGAAGGUGAUGCUUCAAGUGCUAGUUAUUUCUUAGCCGGUGCAGCUGUUACUGGGGGUACCAUCACCGUUGAAGGUUGUGGAACGAGCAGUUUACAGGGGGAUGUUAAGUUCGCUGAGGUUCUCGAGAAGAUGGGAGCCGAGGUUUCGUGGACAGAGAACAGUGUUACCGUGAAAGGACCGCCACGUUCACCUUCGGGAAGGAAACACUUACGUGCCGUUGAUGUGAACAUGAAUAAAAUGCCAGAUGUUGCCAUGACUCUUGCUGUAGUUGCGUUAUUUGCUGAUGGCCCGACAGCCAUAAGAGAUGUUGCUAGCUGGAGAGUUAAGGAAACCGAGCGGAUGAUUGCUAUAUGCACGGAACUUAGAAAGCUGGGAGCGACAGUCGAGGAAGGGCCAGACUACUGUAUAAUCACGCCACCUGAGAAACUAAACGUGACAGAAAUUGACACAUACGAUGAUCACAGAAUGGCCAUGGCGUUCUCUCUUGCUGCUUGUGCCAAGGUACCAGUGACCAUUAGAGAUCCCGGCUGUACUCGCAAGACUUUCCCAGAUUAUUUUGAGGUUCUUCAGAAGUUCUCCAAGCAUUAAAAAGGUUACCUUUACAUCCAUUUUGGAAGGUAGAGAUCUGUGUUAGUUGAAUGAGCUACUCCCAACCACCAUGUUCCUCUUAGUUAUGGUUGAACCAAAUACAAACAUGUUAAACAUCAAGAAUGUGUAUUAUGUUCUUUAUUAUUCAUGUUCCCAUAUCUGUUAAAAACUGGUCUGAACAAAGACCAUUUUGAAUCUCAAUAUUAUAUUUGGAGUUAUGGUUCUUGAUUA